Molecule: messenger RNA, 664 nt
Organism: Amphimedon queenslandica
Lineage: Eukaryota; Metazoa; Porifera; Demospongiae; Haplosclerida; Niphatidae
Product: N-acetylglucosamine-6-phosphate deacetylase-like
Exons: 5
Biological process (GO): N-acetylglucosamine catabolic process
Molecular function (GO): N-acetylglucosamine-6-phosphate deacetylase activity
Source: RefSeq, a predicted model, not a curated record
GUGGAACCAAUGAUGUGAUAGACUUCUGGUCAAACCCAGGCUACACACUCUCUCGUCUGCCAAUGGGAGGUACCACAAGUUGUCUAGCAACCAUUGUCUUACCUAAGAGCUCAUCUCAACCAAAGACUCUACAAUUAUUUGAUACGUUAAAAGAGGUUAUUGGUAGGACUGAUACUGGCGGUGCUGUACUGGAAGGAAUUAAUGCUGAAGGUCCUCUAGUGAAUGAUUUUGGUGGUCUCCCUGAGAGUGAGAGGGACAUGACAGAGACUGACUUUGAGUUAUUAAUAGACUCAAUACCAUCAAUCAAGAUAAUGACUAUUAGCCCACACAUUGAGGCCAGACACAAUUAUAAAAGACUAAAACUACUAAUUAAAAAAGGUAUAAAGCCUUCAUUGGGGCAUGAUAAAGAAGCAAGUGAGAGUGAGAUAUUAGAUGCUUUGAGACUAUCAAAGGAACCAAUGCAUAUUACACAUUUAUUUAAUGUAUGCAGCUUUCAUCAUAGACUCCCAGGAUUAGUUAACAUUGGUUUAGCAUCAGUAUAUCCUAAUUUACCAGAAUAUACUGACAUAAUACUGCCAACUGUUGAAGUAAUAGGAGACUUGGCACAUGUGUAAGAAUUAACAAGUAAUGUAUAUAAUUUAUGGCCAAUACCAUACAAGAUAAU